Molecule: messenger RNA, 4265 nt
Organism: Patiria miniata (bat star)
Lineage: Eukaryota; Metazoa; Echinodermata; Asteroidea; Valvatida; Asterinidae
Product: scavenger receptor class B member 1-like
Exons: 15
Coding region: 452-2092 (546 amino acids)
Cellular component (GO): membrane; cytoplasm
Molecular function (GO): scavenger receptor activity
Source: RefSeq, a predicted model, not a curated record
GGUAGGCAGCUAACCGUACGUACAUGUACAUAACCAGUUGUUGGACACAGCAGAGCUGAAGCAUCAGUGAAGUGCUAGUGAUGUGCUUAGCUUAUUUAUUGUAGCUGGUGUUGUCAACAAGCGCGGUCGAUACAGUGACAGUAAUUUGCCAGGGAUUGACUGCUGUUACUCAUUGACCAAGUCACACCUACUAUCCAUGGCCAGGUCACUGCUCUAAUACACACCGAUUGGUCCAGUUUUGUCUGGUGACAGCCAAUGAGUGUCUGUGGAUCUUUGUCUACAGACCUGAAUGUGUGAUUGGACUGGUUGUCAUCUCUGCUCAUUAUAGACAAGACCAGUGCUGCACACCAGUAAAGGCCUAUAUACUGACAGGUGCAAGUCCCACUGCAAUCAGUCAUUGCCCAACUCUGGAGCUGACUUGACAUACUUAGAUCCACUGCCUGAAGUCAUCAUGACAGUUGCCAAAGUUGCUCACAAGCUCAGAACUCGUACUUUCGUCAUUGUGAUGGUCAUCGGCGUACUGAUGGUCCUUAUUGGUGCGGUGGCCAUCCCACUUGGAUUCAAGGCACUCAUGGACUCCAUCUUAGAUCAGAUGAUGGUCAUCAGUCCAAAGUCCCCUAUCUACCCAGAGUGGCAAGAUCCCACGCUGCCCAUUUACACCAGGUUUUACUUCUUCGAUCUUCAAAACCCAGAUGAGGUGCUCCAAGGAGCCAAACCCAGUGUAGUCGAAAUUGGACCUUAUUCUUACAAAAUGUCACUGCCGAGAGAAAACAUAACCUUCAACCCCAACAGUACUGUGACCAGUAUUCAGCCCUACACCUAUGUCUUUGACCGAUCACAGUCAGUUGGGGAUGAGAAUGACACUUUCAUGACGACCAACAUGCCAUUUUGGUCUACGGCCUAUUUUGUGAGAGAUGCAGGAUCUCUCAUUCAGUUCGGACUCGCGGCCUUCAUGGACCUGGUUGGGGAGAAACCCUUCAUGCCGCUGACUGUCAACCAGUUGGUCUGGGGCUACGAUGAGCCACUCUUUGAGUGGGUCCACCAAAACGUACCGGAGUUCCCUCUCCCACCGGGGUUUGAGACUCAGUUUGGAUUCCUACUGGGGAGAAACAACACAGAUUUGGGCGUCUACACAUCCUUCACUGGUGUGGAGGAUAAGUUGUUGGUCAACCACAUCGACAAGUUUAACGGCAGAAGCAACCUGACAUACUGGAAAUCAGAGUCCGCUAAUAUGAUUAACGGAACAGAUGGUAUGAUGUAUCACAUGGGCAUUGAGGAGGAUGAAGUCUUAUAUCUAUUCCAUCCAGAUCUGUGCAGGUCCAUGCCUUACACCUUCGUCCAAGACGACGUACUCGAAGGUGUUCCCCUGAAGAUGUUUGGUGUAGCCCCCUGGGCCUACCAGAACAGCAGUACCUACCCCCUCAAUAAAGGCUUUAAUAUCACCACUGAUGAUGUGCCCAGAGGACUCAUGAGAGUUGAUCCAUGCAGAUUUGAGACACCGAUUGCCUUAUCCAACCCCCAUUUCUUUGACGGUGAUCCCAGUUUAGCAGGUGGCGUCGACGGUCUCAGCCCAAAUGCAGACAGACACAGAAACUAUUUUUCCAUAGAGCCGAUUCUAGGUAUGCCUUUCAAACUCCGUAUGAGGUUGCAGAUUAACCAAUAUGUACAGCAAGUCUCAGGUGUAUGGCAAACAGCAAAUGUGAAGACCAUGUACAUGCCGGGAUUCUGGUUUGAAGAGGAUGUCACUGCAAAUGAAGAAGUCAUAGGUUACUAUGACACAGGCAUCAAGCUGACCGGGAUUAUAGCACUGGUGAUGCAGUACCUUAGCAUUGUUAUCGGAGCUAGCCUUAUAAUAGCAUUCCUUCUUGUUGGACUCUGUAAGCUGGUUACAAAACCAAAGAAGAGCAUUCUUUCUGCUGAUCGGGAUGCAGUACCUCCCCCUGUGCCUGACACGUCUAGUUACCAGCCGACAUCGAAUACUGAAACUCUCCACUCAGCUUCGCCCAAGGAAUUGGAAGAAGCAAAUGCCGCCACAUACGAAUCCGUCCACGUGUACGACAACAGUAUAAACCUUACUGAACAAAGUGAUUAGGCUCCUUAGACCGAGGGAGCACAUUAUCUGAGUAUGAUGGACGCCUGACACUAUAGAGUAUGAAGCAGGUGAUCUAUUGGGUUCCUUCAUUUGAUCGGCGGUUGUGGGGAGUUAUUAACCAUUUUAUGGUUAUAAAAACAGAAAUUUAUAUCACAUUUAUUGAAGAACUUUAGCAGCUUUAAUUCAAUUUAAAAAUUAAAUUAAAGCAGCAGAGCAGACCAAAGUUAUGUUACCCAAGUUAUGUUACCCAAGUUUCAUGUCUGUACGGCCAAAACGGCAUCCUAACAGUGUCCGACUGACAAAAAUGUGGCCUAUGAUGGGGACAUAUUUUUAGACAAGAAAAAUUACAGUGCCUGUAUCAUGCGCAGGAAGAUGACCAGUGAUGUCAGGAAUGCCACUUUGACUUAAACUUUUAGUUUCUGUAGACCGUCAUUUUUGGAGCAAGAAUCACAUAGCAGUAUCCACAGUUCGUAUAGGCAAGUGCGGACAAACGGGAUUUCUUUAUGUUGGCUUAUCUAGCUCCCAGACCUAUGUUCUUGAAACUCAAUGGUUCUUGAGUCUCGAGUGCUGAAUGGUUACACAUAGGCAACCAAUGAAAAGUGGGGUGCAAAAUGAAUCGAUUUUUUCAUCGGAUGAUGUCACCCCAUCCCCACCUAUAGACCGGUAUCAUGUUGCAGCCAUUUGAUUUUGUUCCCAUUCAAAUCAAUGUAACCAAACCCAGACUGGAAGGAAAAAUAGUUUGGUUCCUUUUUGCACAGAAAACAGUAUCACUCAGUACUGUUAUUGGAUGCAGGGAACAUGACUGAAAUGGUGGCAGCAUGAUAAAGGUCCAUUGCGGGUGAACAUGGCUUAAAACUUGGACACAGACUUGACAAUUCUGCAGUCUGCUGACUAGUUGCAGUAGUUUAUAGUUUCAUGGAUUGUGAUAAAUCUCCUAAUAAACAUAAUUUGAGAACCCUUCAUUAUUGGUAUAUUAAAAAAAAAAGUGGGAAAAGCAGCUCGUAAAAUUUAGGUAAAGUUAAAUGAUACAAAUUUUAAUUGAAAUAAAUUUGAUUUGUAAAUAAUGUUAAUUAUCAUUGAUUUUUGUUUUAGUGUUGACUGAAGAUUUAUUUGUUGGUCCAUAGGGACUGGCUAGUGGCUACGCACAAUGACAGGUUUGUCAACUAUGUAGACUAGUCCAUAAUUUCUGACACAGUGUCAAAAUAUUAUAUGUAAUUACAUUUUUGGCCCUGAAAUAAUUUCUGACACAGUGUCAAAAUAUUAUAUGUAAUUACAUUUUUGGCCCUGAAAUACUGAUGCUGCAUACUUUAAUAGAAUGGAUUUUUAUGUGGAUGCAUAUUUUUGCGUGUGCUUUGUACGAGAACUUUUAAAAAGUUUUAUUGCAGAAUUAAGAAUGUUAGAAAUAAAAUUGCACAAAGUGUGACUUAAAUCCAACCUAUAUACAGGGUGGUCAAAAAAAAAACGAAAAAAAAAAACGGAAUGGCACACUUCCCCGAGACUCAAACCACUUAUACCAAUGCAUGGAGAAUCUUUUUAAAGGAACAAUGAAACCAAGAUCGCCUGAUUUGGCCCAGUAGUUUUUGUUCUAGAGCCUAUUUUGUGAAGCAAGGUGGGGGUGAUUUUUGUCACGAUGAAUUACUAAACCGCGCCCGGGGGUUGCACUUACAUUAUAAUUGAUAGAGGAAUAGUGAUGUAAUAAAACCCACAUGAAAGAAGUGUGCUUCACAAAAUAGGCUCUGCAGCAAAAACAACUGGACCGAUUCGGGAUAUUUUGGUAUCAUAAUUCUUUUAAAAGGAUUCUCCAUCAAUUGGUACAGGUGGUUUGAGUGUUCAAGGUAGUGGAAGUAUGCCGUUCCAUUUGUUUUUUUCUUGCCUUUUUUUUUAAAAUUUUUUACCACCCCGUAUAAUGGUGCUAUUUAUAAAAUAGCAUAACUUACUAAAUAUGGAACGUAAUUUUUUUUAUUAAAUAAAUUUUAAAAGUAAUUUUGCUGACAACAAUUUUAUCACUACAUGUGUAAAUGCACACAAAACCAUUAUCAUGUUGAGUUUAAUUUUAAAAAGUUCACGCAGCAAAAAAAAAAGAUUUGUUAGUAAUAUUCAACCAAUACGUCAUUGUGCUAUUUAUAGAAUAAAAAUGAUCAUAACCAAAGGAAUUGAAAAUUCCGAAUCAGGA